AUGCUGAUGUUGUAUGACUCUCCUAUCCAGAACGCCCUCCGAGGGGAUCCAAACCAUUUGAGAGUUCAGGGCUUGCUGAAUGAACUCUGGCACAACUACGACGAAGAGACGUCUCCUGAUCCAUUGGUUUACUACGACGGCAUUAGAGACAGACCACCAAGACAAAACUUCCUUGGCCUUGGCCCACAUAUUGACGCUGGCAGUCUUUGCCGAUGGGCGGACAAGACGUAUCGGGAGGUGUAUGGUAACAUCUUCUCCGGCAGGCCUCAGUUGCACGACUGUUACGACCUCGGCCUGCGGAAGGCCGCCGACCAAGAGCUGUACCCUGGCAUCGCACAUUCCUCCGUGUUCCGCUCUUUCCAGGGUUGGACAGCGUUAACAAGAGCGGCCCCGAACGAAGGGACCCUUCUUGUGUACCCGAACGUUGCGACCGUGGUGUCGUACGUUAUGCUUCGACCCUUUUUCAAGCCUCCAAGAGACCCUGUGGAUGUGAUGGAUGCGAGCAAGUGGACUCUGGAUGAUUCCACAAGCUGGUUCCCGGGAACGUUCAAGACGGAAAGCCAGCGCUUGAGUCGAUCAUCCCAUCCGCACUUGAGACUCGAGGAAUGCUUGGUGCAUAUUCCUACGAUGGAGCCUGGGGGCACCGUUUGGUGGCACACUGAUGUAGGUAUCCAUUUCGGACCUCGAAUAAUUUGA
Colletotrichum aenigma is the source of this 696-nucleotide messenger RNA. RefSeq lists its product as uncharacterized. The coding region runs from base 1 to 696 and encodes 231 amino acids. The record is from RefSeq and is a predicted model, not a curated record. The transcript has a single exon. NCBI's taxonomy places the organism in Eukaryota, Fungi, Ascomycota, Sordariomycetes, Glomerellales, Glomerellaceae.